This is a messenger RNA of Apus apus (common swift), 4021 nucleotides long. RefSeq names its product FERM domain containing 5 (gene FRMD5). Bases 50 to 1759 code for a protein of 569 amino acids. The record is from RefSeq and is a predicted model, not a curated record. NCBI's taxonomy places the organism in Eukaryota, Metazoa, Chordata, Aves, Apodiformes, Apodidae. Gene Ontology annotation, cellular component: cytoskeleton. The transcript has 14 exons. Gene Ontology annotation, molecular function: cytoskeletal protein binding.
CCGCUCCGCACCCCGCUCCGCACCCCGCUCCGCCGCCCGGCUCGGGAAGAUGCUGAGCAGGUGGAUGAGUGGCAGCAGCAGGAACCUGGACCGCGAGUACAACUGCACCGUGCGGCUGCUGGACGACAGCGAGUACACCUGCACCAUCCAGAGAGAUGCCAAGGGCCAGUACCUCUUCGACCUUCUCUGCCACCACCUGAACCUGCUGGAGAAGGACUACUUUGGCAUUCGCUUUGUGGACCCCGACAAGCAAAGGCAUUGGCUGGAAUUUACCAAGUCAGUUGUCAAGCAAAUGAGGGCCCAACCUCCCUUCACCAUGUGCUUCCGCGUCAAGUUUUACCCCACGGACCCGGCGGCUCUGAAGGAGGAGAUCACCAGGUAUUUAGUCUUCCUGCAGAUCAAAAGGGAUCUCUACCACGGACGUCUCCUCUGCAAGACGUCGGAUGCUGCUUUGCUGGCCGCCUAUAUCCUUCAGGCUGAGAUCGGGGACUACGAUCCAGGGAAGCACCCAGAAGGCUACAGCUCCAAGUUCCAGUUCUUCCCCAAGCACUCGGAGAAGCUGGAGAGGAAAAUUGCAGAGAUCCACAAGUCAGAGCUGAGUGGGCAGACACCAGCUACUUCAGAGCUGAAUUUUCUCAGGAAAGCCCAGACUCUCGAGACCUAUGGGGUUGACCCACACCCUUGCAAGGAUGUGUCGGGGAACGCAGCGUUUUUGGCCUUCACUCCCUUCGGUUUUGUUGUUCUGCAGGGAAACAAGAGAGUUCACUUCAUCAAGUGGAAUGAGGUGACCAAAAUGAAGUUUGAAGGGAAGACUUUCUAUUUGUACGUAAGUCAGAAAGAGGAGAAGAAAAUCAUUCUCACCUACUUCGCCCCGACACCCGAAGCCUGCAAGCACCUCUGGAAGUGUGGCAUAGAGAACCAGGCCUUCUACAAGUUGGAGAAGUCCAGCCAGGUCCGGACGGUCUCCAGCAGCAACUUGUUCUUCAAGGGAAGCCGGUUCCGAUACAGCGGCCGCGUGGCAAAGGAGGUGAUGGAGUCCAGCGCCAAGAUCAAGAGGGAGCCCCCCGAGAUUCACCGGGCAGGGCUGGUGCCGAGCAGGAGCUGCCCCUCCAUCACCCACGGCCCCCGCCUGAGCAGCGUGCCCCGCACCCGCAGGAGAGCCGUGCACAUCUCCAUCAUGGAAGGUCUGGAGUCUCUGCGGGACAGUGCCCACUCCACCCCGGUGCGCUCGACCUCCCACGGCGACGCCUUCGCCAGCCGGAGCGGCCGCGCCGAGAGCAGCGAGCGCGUGGCCGUCAUCGCCGACGAGAACUACAGCCCCGCGGACAGCGUGCUGCCCACCCCAGUGGCCGAGCACAGCCUGGAGCUGAUGCUGCUCUCCCGACAGGCCAACGGGGCCCCGUGCAGCAUCGAGGAGGAGAAGGAGUCGGAGGCCGGCACGCCGGCGGCGGCCGAGGAGGCGGGUGGAGAGCUGCGGGCCCUGUGCCCGGGCACCGGCAGCCUGGGGGCGGCGCAGGCCGAACAGGUGAAUAAGUUUCUUUUAAGUGUUCUCCGUUUGCUCCUUGUGACAUUUGGACUCCUCUUUGUUUUGCUCCUCCUCCUCAUCGUCCUUACCGAGUCCGACCUUGACACUGCCUUUUUCCGCGAUAUCCGCCAGACCCCUGAGUUCGAGCAGUUCCAUUACCAAUACUUUUGUCCCCUCAGGCGAUGGUUUGCCUGCAAAGUCCGCGCUGUGGUAAGCCUGCUCAUUGACACCUGAAGGCAGGAGGCGGCACCUAACUAGCCGGGGGCCUGGGGAGAGACCUGCCGCCCUGGGCGCACACACUAACCCUCCCUUCCCGACCCAGAGCGCACGCGGCCCAGGAGGCAUCCCGGGAGGAAGGGGGGUGGGCGCAGCCCCGCAGCCUCCUCUUCCCCGUGCUCCCAGCCCCGGAGCCCACACAGCUCUUUACCAGUUGGAUUCUCGCCGACGUGCACGUGACUUCGGAAGCACGGAGUAACAAGAGGAGUUGAUUUUACUCUUGCCCCACCCCUCCCUUCAUUGUAUGAGCAUCAGCCGGGAGGCUGGCGGUGCCAUCUUAUGCAGGAGCUUCAGCAAUGGUGCUACUGAGUAUUAAUUUAACCACUCGUGUACUCUUACAUUAUGAAAUCCGCCACUGUGCACCCACCACCUGUCCUGCUUUGCAGCCAUCCCUCCCGGGGCCUGCGCGGGGCCGUGCCCGGGGGACGCGGUGGGAUGGCCCCGGCUCACCCCCCGGCCCGGCAGAGGGGCAGCCCUGGCCCCUGGCUGCAGACUCGACCCUUCCUCACUUCUUUUUCUUCUAAGCCUUCAAGUGUGGUCGGUGCUCCCGAGGGCAGGGAGGGGACACCAGGCACCUCAGCCCCACCUGGGCACACCCCUAGUGACCCAGUUGGAUUUAUCAGGCAGACCUUCAGCCUCCAAAAGGUGUACCUGCUUUGUACAAAAAAACCCCACCAAAAACUAAAACUGUUCCAAGGUCUAUUUUAACAACAAAAAAGCUAUUUUGUUAUCAAAUCUAAUCAAGUCUUUUUUUACUUCGUGGAUUGGGUGACCGCGGAGCCGAGCGGGUCACGGUGAGCAAAUGGUUUCAGAGGAAACACUUCUGUAGCCUGGAAGCCUAACACUGGAUUAACCCCGUGCUAGUUUUGGGAUAGAAAAAGGAGCUCUGAUUUAGUGACUUGUCUGAAGAUAGAAAGGACAGAACAACAGGAGUGGAGGUGACACUGAACAAGCCAAUGAACAACCAAUAGAUUGACCUGUUCUUGAGAAAAAAUUAAUAAAACCAACUCAUGGUACACGUGACAUAACCGGGACCUUCAGUGACCUGGGAAGCAGCCGCCUAUUCCCACAGGGAGCAAUAAAAGCCAGUUCUGUUAAGUUUGGGUAGAGAAGUUGGAUGUAUUUGACAAAAAAAAAAAAAAAAAAAAAAAAAAAGGUGAAAACAGGUGAGCAAGUUUUAUUUCAUCUCAGGGAGAGAUUUUACGUAAGCUGGGGCCAUAACUGCAGUUUUACAAAGCCUGAUUUCCGUGUUCUUGUCUCUGAGCAUCCCACCCGCAGCAGGGCAGGAAGGAGCUCCUCCUGGCGAAGGAGCGCGACGAUGACUUGGGUUGAUCCACCGCCACGUCGCCCGGACACGGAGCCUUUGUCACGGCAAUAAAGAGAGAGGCCCCCUUCACUAGUGCCCGUCGGGGAGGGGGACAAAGCCCCACGCCCUCGUGUCCCACCGCCCACUCACAGCACAAGGGCCGAGGAGGGUCUCGCGCAGCCCCCGGGCAGGCGGGCGGCGCCGGGAGGAUGGAUUUUAACACCACAUCCUGUUUUAUGCAACAUAGCGAGAGUAACUCUUAGUGUAGUUGUUCCUACCUCAGCCCGUAGUUCAUGGUGUCUCUAUGCAGUGCGUGGUAAGUCCCAAACCUGCCGUUUCUCACCCCGGGCUGACGCUGCUGUGUUCCCUCCUCCUCACCCCGAUGUGCUGCGUGGUCCUAACGGCAGAGCCCCCCAGCGUGGGACACGGUCCUGCCCAGACCCUUCACCAUCAGCUUCUCUAGAGUAGCGACCAGCACCAGCCCUACUUCACCUCUGCAGUUCCCACCCAGCGUUUUACUGCAAAAACCACAAGAACUGGUGAUUUUUUCAUGGUCUGUUUUUUCCUGUACGUUCCAUCUUAAAUCUUGUGUUUCACGACCCGUUAGUUUUACCUUGUCUUUAUAUUAAAAUGUUGUUUCCAUAGGUUCUUGUAUCAGAACAAGAAGGAACUCUCACACUAGCGUACUGCAUCUCUAAGCAGUAGAUGGUAAAAUACCUGAAAAUGUGAAUUUCUUAGUUUUCAUAAAGAAAAAAACCCUAGAAAUUAACCUUUCAUGUGCCAAAUACUGUAAGUUACAUUUUUUCCUUCGACGUGUACCUUUUUCUACAUAUUCAAUACCUUAGUUAGCAUAAAAUCAUUGGUGCCAUGAGAAGUAUUUUUAAAUUUAAAUAAAUAUUUAAAUAUCAUGAAAA